UGAAGACGAUGCUAGAGAGAAAUAACAAUAGAUAGAGUAGAUGUUAACAGAGGUUUGAAAGAUAUAAAUGUUGGAAAGGAUAAGCCUUGACCAAGAACUUGCCAUCAUCCUGUACACCCACGUCUGCAACCAGCCAUCGUUUUCCGUAUUCGACACCUUCUUCUUCGACUUAUCUCUCUAAAUUAAUUUGUUGCUUCCCACUAAAAGCAAUCCAUCUUCCCAAUUAUCACCCAACUAGGGUUUAUACAUUAUAUCAAUGUAUAUUAGGAUCUGAAAUAUGGAAUAAAAUAUUCGGAAGACUGCUCUUUCCAGAUUCAAUGAACCUGGACGAUUUCCUGGCAUAUCACCCUUAGGUCAGCUGAGUUUAUCAGGUUUACAGCUGAGAGGCGAAGAAAAAUACACACAUUGACAACGAAAUAUGGGAUUAUUAAAAGAACAAGGGGUGGUAAAGGUGGCCAUUCUUGUUUACUUCGAAGAUGGUUAAUGGAAGGAAUGACGAGCAAAUCAGGGAUGAGCCAGGGGUAAUUCCGUACUCUUACAAAGUCAAAGAGCCUCCAAAGCAGGGUCUCUUUACUGAAUUCAAGUCCACUGUCAAGGAAACAUUUUUCCCGGAUGAUCCUUUGCGUUCUUUCAAGGAUGUAUCAACUUCGAGAAAGUUUGUUCUUGGCUUGAGAUCUGUUUUCCCUUUUCUAGAUUGGGCAAGGGGUUACAAUCUCACCAAGUUCAAAGGGGAUUUCAUAGCUGGACUUACCAUUGCAAGUCUUUGUAUUCCUCAGGAUAUUGGAUAUGCAAAGCUUGCAAACCUUCCUGUGCAAUAUGGCCUUUACAGCAGUUUUGUUCCUCCUUUGGUUUAUGCAUUCAUGGGAAGCUCAAGAGAUAUUGCCAUUGGUCCAGUUGCUGUUGUGUCUCUACUUCUUGGAACCUUGCUGCAAAAGGAGAUUGAUCCAGUUAAAGACAAAGCCAACUACCUUAGUCUUGCAUUUACAGCUACAUUCUUUGCGGGAAUCACCCAAGCAACACUUGGUUUCUUUAGGUUGGGUUUCUUGAUUGACUUUCUUUCUCAUGCUGCCAUUGUUGGCUUCAUGGCAGGAGCUGCAAUUACUAUUGCACUCCAACAGCUGAAAGGUCUUUUUGGUAUAAAGGUUUUUACAAAAAAGACGGAUAUAGUUCAUGUCCUGAAAUCAGUAUUUCAUAAUGCCCAUCAUGGGUGGAAUUGGGAGACGAUACUAAUAGGUGUAUCGUUCUUGGCUUUUCUUCUUCUCGCCAAGUUCAUUGGAAAGAAGAACAAGAAACUCUUUUGGGUUCCGGCAAUUGCCCCUUUGAUUUCAGUUAUCAUAUCGACAGCUUGUGUUUAUGGUUUUCGUGCGGAUAAGAAAGGUGUCCAAAUUGUGGGUCAUAUCCCACAGGGCAUCAAUCCUUCAUCUGUCCAGAAAAUCUUCUUCUCUGGCAAACAUUUAUUUGUGGGUUUCAGGAUUGGUGUUAUUGCAGGGUUGAUCGCACUUACGGAAGCUGUUUCGAUUGCUAGAACAUUUGCAGCAAUGAAGGACUACCAUAUUGAUGGGAACAAAGAAAUGGUAGCGUUAGGAACCAUGAACAUCAUCGGCUCGAUGUCAUCUUGCUACGUGACAACAGGAUCGUUUUCGAGAUCGGCUGUGAAUUACUACGCGGGAUGCCAUACAGCAGUGUCGAAUAUUGUGAUGUCGAUGGUGGUUAUGUUGACUUUGGAAGUGAUAACACCUCUUUUUAAGUACACCCCGAACGCAAUUCUAGCGUCCAUCAUUAUUAAUGCCGUGCUUGGAUUAAUAGACAUCGAUGCAAUUAAACUUAUUUGGAAAAUCGAUAAGUUCGACUUCCUUGCCUGCAUGGGAGCUUUCUUUGGUGUCGUCUUCAUUUCUGUUGAGAUUGGCCUCUUAAUUUCUGUAUGCAUAUCGUUUGCGAAAAUUCUUUUACAAGUGACUAGGCCUCGGAUUGCUUUGCUGGGGAAUAUUCCGAGAACUUCGGUAUACAGAAAUGUAUUGCAGUAUCCAGAUGCAUCUAGGAUUCCGGGGCUGUUGAUUGUUAGGGUUGAUUCCGGGAUCUAUUUUUCAAAUGCUAACUAUAUCCGUGAGAGGACUUUGAGGUGGCUAACUGAGGAGGAAGAACUGAUUAAAGAUAAGGACCAGAGAAUUCAAUAUGUGAUAAUCGAGAUGUCGCCUGUAACCGACAUAGAUACUAGUGGCAUUCACGGAUUGGAAGCGUUACACCAGUCUCUGCAUAAAAAAGAAAUCAAGCUUGCUGUAGCAAAUCCUGGACCUGUUGUGACAGAGAAGCUGCAUUUAUCAAAAUUUGUAGAGUUGAUUGGGGAGGAGAACGUGUUUCUCACUGUCGCAGAUGCCGUUCGCAGGUGUGCUCCCCUUGCAGGACCAUGAAAAGUGUUGAAUUGAAUUCGGGUGUUGGUAUUAUUCAUUGUUUAUUUGCCUUGUUUGUUUCCCUAUACGCGGUUGUUGUGAUAGUUGACUGAAAAAAGUGCAUUUUUGUGUUUCCGCGACUACAUCCAAAGAAGCCUUACUUGCAAACCGCAAUGGAUUGGAAGAGAAGCAAACAAAGUUGCCCUUUAUUUUAUUUCAUUGCUAAUCUGGAUCCUUUGGUCAUUUUCCCUUCCCCUUAGCUCUUUGCUUAUUGUACUUGUAUCAAAUGGAUAUGCUAAUUAAUCUCUAAUUUACUUAAUGUUCAGGAAAAGAUAAGUUAGCAUCAUUGAAGAAUUCAAAUAUCCAAGUUUACCAUAUUAACAAUAAA
Impatiens glandulifera is the source of this 2775-nucleotide messenger RNA. Its product is annotated as sulfate transporter 1.3-like. The coding region runs from base 477 to 2408 and encodes 643 amino acids. NCBI's taxonomy places the organism in Eukaryota, Viridiplantae, Streptophyta, Magnoliopsida, Ericales, Balsaminaceae. The record is from RefSeq and is a predicted model, not a curated record. Gene Ontology annotation, cellular component: membrane. The transcript is spliced from 14 exons. Gene Ontology annotation, biological process: transmembrane transport. Gene Ontology annotation, molecular function: secondary active sulfate transmembrane transporter activity.